Messenger RNA from Trametes versicolor FP-101664 SS1, 1535 nucleotides. RefSeq lists its product as uncharacterized. The record is from RefSeq and is a predicted model, not a curated record. Bases 42 to 1193 code for a protein of 383 amino acids. The transcript has 2 exons. NCBI's taxonomy places the organism in Eukaryota, Fungi, Basidiomycota, Agaricomycetes, Polyporales, Polyporaceae.
CUCCCGUCCCGUUCUCAUCCCUCCUCAUACGCGUUAUCCGCAUGUCCGCCACCGUGUGCGAGACCGCGUUGCAGCCACAGCUCGCUCACGACCACCCUACAUCCGCAACGCGACCGGGCCGCUACCGCUGGCCGUCGUUCAAUAGCCUUCGCGGCGGCACCAGCAGAAGCAAAAGCAGGCAUUCUGCACUGCGAGUCGUCUCAUCCGAGACUACCCCGACACCCGCCCAGAAGCCCGUCGCUUCCAGUCCUGCGGCUCCAGGGGUGCCGGUGAGCGCGUCCUUCGACUCUCCAUCUCGAGAUACGCCUGCCCCCACCGACGUCGCGGACGCAGUACGGGAGCAGGCCCGGCUGCCUGCCUUUGAGUCUCCAGCGGAUCCUGUCUCGUCCCCGCCCGCGUCGCAGCCAGCCAAGGCUCAUCAUGUUCGGGCCAAGUCGACCACCGCCGUCGGCGAGCCCAGCAUCGCCCGCCUGGACUUCCCGGCGGCGCGAACGAUCCCCCGCGCCCGUGCGUCGUCCUCUGCAACGAUGCUCGACCAGCCACGCACGCGCACGCGUGCCCGUCUCCCCUCGAUGCUCUCCUCUGUCCUGACCAACCCCAGAGCGGCCGUCCAGACCCGCAUGACCCCCACUGCGGAGUCGGAUCUCGUCGGCUCGUUCGCACCUACGAGCAGUCCACGCGAGCGACUGCUCAGCCUCCUCUCGUCAGGCGGCGUCGCUCCCUCACCAAUGCCGUCGGCCCCACCGUCGCCAUGUCGCGCCCCACUGCGCUUAUCUACAGCGCACGUUCGUGGCGCGAGUGCCCCGGCCCCCAAGCACAGACGACGCACGACCUCUUCCCCAAUCGACGCGCCGUCGUCACCCACACUUCCGUCUAUCUGCCGUACGCCGUCAUCGUACUCAGGAUCAGAUUACUUCCCCACCGCACCAUCCUCGGCCGGGCCUGCCACACCCGUGCAUGUCGCGGCGCCGCUCCCGCCCUCGCUUUCCCGCAAGUCAGAAACACUACAUCCAGUCCUCGAAGGCCUCGAGCGCGCGUCCAUGUUCGCGGUGCAGACCGCGUGCGCGACGUGUGGCCGUAGUGGCUCAAACUUCCCAUGCUGCCCGAAGUGCGGCGAGAUGUGGUGCUCGCGCGCGUGUCGCCUGCAAAAGGGCAACGGGAAGCGACAUAUCUGCUCCGCGCGACGCGGGUGAGCGGCGUCUCCACCGCCCUUCGUCGUGCGUAUCAUGUUUUUAGUUGUGGCCAAGCCCUUGCGAACUCUUGCCUCUUGCUCCUUGUACGUACCGUAUCUCUUGACCUCCCUCUGGGCUGGUGCUUGCGUUAUCUUUUUGCACGUCCGUCGUCGAUGUUUUGCCUAGAGGUCAGGUUCCGGCUCUGUAGCAUGCUGUAUCACUACAUUAUUACUCCCAUCUUGCAUCAUCUAUCAUCUUCCCCUCGUAUACCUUGCUUCAUUCAACCGUCGUAAGCGCACGUUACCAUCAUCUACUCAUCUACCUGUACAUAUGCAUUCCCACCUAUCUAUCUCAACUGCUUUU